Molecule: messenger RNA, 1818 nt
Organism: Pediculus humanus corporis (human body louse)
Lineage: Eukaryota; Metazoa; Arthropoda; Insecta; Psocodea; Pediculidae
Exons: 10
Coding region: 1-1818 (605 amino acids)
Biological process (GO): maintenance of protein localization in endoplasmic reticulum; positive regulation of cilium assembly
Cellular component (GO): endoplasmic reticulum membrane; ciliary basal body
Source: RefSeq, a predicted model, not a curated record
AUGACGGCCGUCGUGAAGAAAAUUAGAUUUAGAACCAAUUCAAAUAACUACGAUCGUUUAGAAGAUAUAAAUAACACUGAAACAAACGAUGUAUCUAAACCUUCGUUACUUCAAUUUUUAAAAGUCGAAGUAACGAGGGGUUUUUUGUUGGAACAUGACGAAGAGAGGUAUACAAAACGGAGGGAAAAAGUGUAUUCUUUUAUGAAAAUCCCCAGGGAAGUUGAAAAGUUUAUGGCUUAUGGAUUUUUUCAGUGUGCGGACUCAUUUUUAUUUGUAUAUACAUUUUUACCAUUGCGAAUUCUGUUGUCGCUUUCUGGAAUUUUAUCAAGGCCAAUUUUAAACUGCUUUGGGUGGAAGCAAACAAAACCUAAAUGUGUUUUAAAACCUGCAGAAAUAUGUGAUUUAUUAAAAGCCUGCAUACUAAUCCUUUGCAGCAUUCUAAUGCUUUAUAUAGAUACUUCAAUGAUGUACCAUCUUAUCAAGAGUCAAUCAGUUAUUAAAUUGUAUAUAUUUUUUAACAUGUUAGAAGUCAGCGAUAGAUUAUUUUCAGCUUUUGGUCAAGAUACCAUUGAUGCCUUGUUUUGGACUGCUAUUGAGCCGACAAAUGGUGGAAGGGAACAUUUUGGACUUAUCCCACAUUUACUUUUGUCUAUAUUAUAUGUCUUUUUGCACGGAUUAUUGGUAUUGUUUCAAGCGACAACAUUAAAUGUAGCCAUUAAUUCGGAUAAUAAAGCUUUAUUAACAAUCAUGUUGUCUAAUCAGUUUGUGGAACUCAAAGGAAGUGUAUUUAAAAAAUUUGACAAAAACAAUUUGUUUCAAGCAUCUUGUUCGGAUGUCCGAGAGCGUUUUCACUUAUUCGUUUUGUUGUUCAUUGUCGUACUGCAAACUCUCAAGGAGUAUUCUUGGAAAGAAGAACAAUUUUGGAUUUUAUUACCGGACUGUCUCCUUGUUUUGGUGUCGGAAAUUUUUGUUGAUUGGAUAAAACAUGCGUUCAUUAGUAGAUUUAAUGAAUUACAACCGGACAUAUAUAGAGAAUAUACGAUAAGUUUGGCUUAUGACGUUGCUAAAACAAGACAAAAAUUUGCUUUUGCCGAUCAUUCUGAUUGGGUCGCCAGAAGAAUGGGUUUCAUUCCUUUACCCCUCGGAGUAGUCAUGUUUAGAGUAUUGGUUCAAACUGUAACGAUCGAUAGCAUUCAAGGUGUCAUUUUAUUCAUAAUGGCCUUUUUAGCUCUGACAUCAUUCAGAGUUUUAAACAGUUUGGUGAUUUUGGGUAAAGCAUGCGACUUAAUAUCUCAACAUAAGUCAGAGAAAGCUUCCGGAUCGCAGAACGUAAGUCGAGCUGGCAGUCCGACUUUUAAUACUCCUCCGGCACGACAUAGAAAAGAGGGAAUGGUUUUUCGCGAUGCUCUCACGACCGUUUUUCAUCCCAUCGACGGUUCGAAUCAUCCGGGGAAACCUCUACGAUCUGUAAGUACCUCAGACUUUACUUUUUCUACCGAUUCUCCAAAGAGGAAAAAAAAUUCAAAGGAAAUGGAUCCGAAUUUGGGUCCGGCACCGCUUUUCGCCAAUAGUACCGUUGAUUUAAUUGGGGUGUGCUUAAACGAAGAAUUACUCAAAGAAAAUAACGAAAACGGGGUAAUAAAAAACGAAAUUGAAAAUUUAUCGAGGAGCACGCCCGACAUACAAAAAAAUUUAGAUGAAUCCCACGAAACGACAAGCAUAAAUCAAACCGGAAAUAUGAGUCUGACAAAAAGAGCAGAAUCGGAACCUUCUUUGCCUUUUCUCGUUGAAAACGAAGAACCCGAUUCUGAUUCUUAA